Sardina pilchardus (European sardine) is the source of this 1956-nucleotide messenger RNA. Its product is annotated as metallophosphoesterase MPPED2-like. The transcript has 7 exons. The record is from RefSeq and is a predicted model, not a curated record. Gene Ontology annotation, molecular function: hydrolase activity. The coding region runs from base 370 to 1242 and encodes 290 amino acids. Lineage: Eukaryota; Metazoa; Chordata; Actinopteri; Clupeiformes; Clupeidae.
UGUCCGUAAAUCCAUGUUCGGUGUCGCGAGGAGAGACCACAAAUAUUUUAAGGAGGGCGUUGAUUCUUUUUUUUCUGUGCUGAAAGGUCUUGUUAAAGUAGUAAAUGUUAAGGUUAAUGUAUCUAUCUUGUUCCCCACGCUACAGUAUAUCAGGCAGAGAGCUUAGAUCUUUCACGACAUACAGUAGCGGAUCGCGGAAAAGGGUGUCAACUUAUCCAGAGGAAAACGCGCACGAAAGAUACAGAUUUCCUCAUUCAAACCAAUUUGACUAAAGUGGUUUUGCAGACUGAGUAGCCCCACUGGAUAGUAUUCUGGCGUGAGCUGGAAGCCUGGCCUCUCUGAUCAGCACAUGCCCCAUUCAACCAAGCUAUGGGUCAGAGGAUCACCUCUCCGGGCAGUGCAGUCUUGGUGGAUAAGUACAGCACCAACCCCACGCAAGCUUUCACCCACUACGACAAUAAGCAUGGCCGCUUCAAGCCACCACAUGUUAAGUUGGUGGAGCCCACCCCCUAUGAUGCCCCCAAGCCUGCAGGUCACACUCGUUUUGUUUGCGUCUCGGACACACACUCAAGGACAGAUGGGAUCCAGAUGCCGUACGGUGAUGUCCUGCUCCACACGGGCGACUUCACAGAGCUGGGCCUGCCAUCCGAGGUGAAGAAGUUUAAUGACUGGCUAGGUAGUUUACCAUAUGAGACCAAGGUUGUCAUCGCUGGGAACCAUGAACUGACCUUCGAUAAGGACUUUAUGAUGAAGAUGGCCAUGCAGAAUGAUGUACGCUUUACAAAGUUGAGGCUUGAGGACUGUGAAAAUGUGGAGUCCCUGCUCACAAACUGUAUUUACCUCCAAGACUCAGACAUCACUGUCAAGGGAUUCAGGAUAUAUGGUACACCUUGGACCCCCUGGUUUUGCAACUGGGGCUUUAACUUACCCCGCGGCAAGGCUCUGCUGGACAAGUGGAACCAGAUCCCUGAUGACAUCGACAUCCUCAUGACACACGGCCCACCCCUGGGCUUUGGGGACUCUAUAUACAGGGCUAAGGAGAGGGUAGGCUGUGUGGACCUUCUCAACACGGUGCAGAGGAGAGUUCGUCCCAAGCUGCAUGCAUUCGGCCACAUACAUGAGGCAUAUGGUGUCAUGACGGAUGGCAACACAACGUUUAUCAACUCCUCUGCCUGCACACUCAUGUAUGAGCCUACCAACCCCCCUGUUGUGUUCGACCUUCCCAGUCCACAAAGCACCUGAGAUGCCACCGCCCGGUCUUUGGUCUACAUGAUGAACACACAGAACCUUGUUCUGGCAGGUGACCAGUAAAACCCAAAAUGGAAACCAUCGCUAAGUUGGCUGACGAUACAGUAGUCCUGGCUUGGGCCUCACCUCUACUCGAACAACGCUGAGACUGCCUUUUUUGGAGUGGGGGGAGAAGCUGACUGCCUGGUGUCGGGCAAACUGUCUCCAGCCGAAACCAAAGAGCUAAUUGUAGACCUCAGAAUGAGGCAACAACAGUAUGUUUUGUUAGUCACCAUGAAGUAAAAAUUUCACAAGAACUGUUGAAAUAUCAAUGUGUAGCUAUUACCUUGUUUGCAUAUCACCAUUAAGAAUCCAUAAAGAUAAAAGCACCAUGCUGUGUGCCACUAUAUCAUAUUAAUAUUAAUGUAACUUCCCACCAAUGUAACAAAUGGCUGAUUUAGUGAAAUGAUGACCAUCUAAACCAAUCUUCAUCUUAAAAUAAUUAUGUUGGAUAAAUGAAUUGUUCAUUAAAUAAUCAUAUGUUAGUUCAAUUCAACAGUUCAGUUAUUUGUAGGUUUCAGGAAACCUCUCAGCAAAAAGAAAUGAAAGUGGUUCUUCAGAGAGAAUAAUGUUCUACAAUCUGAGAAUAAUCUGUUAAUUACCAUGUACAAUGUAAAAGAGAUGUAAUCUCCUACCUAUUAAAAUAGACCAGGGUGUGUGUGUCGGGGG